CAGGAGGCCGAGUAUACAGCGCGAGUCGCACGCAUGGUCGUCGCCACGAUCGACAUCUCGCCCUUCGCAAACCCGGCGGCGCACGACGACGCCGCUCGCGCGCGAGCUGCUGCGGAUUGGGACCGCGCGAUGAGUGACGUGGGCUUUGCUGUCGUCGCGGGCCACGGCGUCGCGCCAGAGGUCGUGGGGGCGCUGCGGUCCGCGGCGCACGAGUUUUUCGAGCGGAGCGCCGAGGCGAAGGCUGCCUACUGCCACGGUCCGUACGGCAACCCCCUCGGCGGCUACACCGGCAUCGGCACCGAGGCUGUCUCACGCACGCGGGACACGCACGGCGGCGACGGCGGCCGCAGCGCCGGGGCGAGCGCGGCGGCGCCGCCCGACUUGGUGGAGUCCUUCAUCUUCAAGCCGGCCUCCCCCGCGGCGGCGCCGACUUGCCUCGACAAGCCUGCCUCGACCUACCACAGCGAGCUGCUCCGAGUCCUCGGCUGCCUGCACCAGCUCACCGCCGCCGCGCUCAGCCUGCCGGCAGACUACUUUGAGCGCUUCUAUUCGCCGCACGCCGAGGUGUCGCUGCGGCUCGCCUACUACCCCGCCCUCUCCGCCUCGGAGCAGGCCUCCUCCGCCGUCCGAUACGGCGAGCACACCGACUACACCGGCUUCACGCUCCUCUCGCAGGACGAGAGCGACCUGGGCGAGGAAGGCGCG
Messenger RNA from Emiliania huxleyi CCMP1516, 705 nucleotides. RefSeq lists its product as hypothetical. The record is from RefSeq and is a predicted model, not a curated record. Lineage: Eukaryota; Haptophyta; Isochrysidales; Noelaerhabdaceae. The transcript has 2 exons. The annotation marks the transcript as partial.